Desarmillaria tabescens is the source of this 1138-nucleotide messenger RNA. RefSeq names its product zinc-finger of the MIZ type in Nse subunit-domain-containing protein. The transcript is spliced from 6 exons. The record is from RefSeq and is a predicted model, not a curated record. Lineage: Eukaryota; Fungi; Basidiomycota; Agaricomycetes; Agaricales; Physalacriaceae. Gene Ontology annotation, molecular function: SUMO ligase activity; zinc ion binding. Gene Ontology annotation, cellular component: Smc5-Smc6 complex; nucleus. The coding region runs from base 27 to 1028 and encodes 333 amino acids. Gene Ontology annotation, biological process: double-strand break repair via homologous recombination; protein sumoylation.
GUACUGCCUUUCCGCUCACCACUAUCAUGUCGUCGCGUCGCCGCACAAAAGCUCAAGAGUCUUCUGACAUUGAGGAAGGCGCCACACAGGUGCCAUACCGGGAGGAUGUCGACAUGGAUGAUGAAGAUGAGCAACCUCGUCGCAGGACCAAAAGCAAGACGGAGAAGAAGCCUCAGGUCAAUGGCAAACGUACAGGUCGACAAGAAGCCCGCGAACCAGACACAGACGACGAGGACCCCAUCGAUGUGGAGAACUUUGCUGACCAGCCACUCGGGGAAGGCGAUCUCCAGAAGCUGAAUGGGCUGUCGAGGGAUUGGACGCUCAUGACGGGGAAAAUCCAGGAGCACUGUGGCGCCAUCGACCGUGUCGCAGAAGCAAUUCUUGAACAUGGGAAAAAGGAAGUGGCAGAAAAGGAUCUUGGGGACAUUGAACUAUUAGUCAAGGGGUUCAUUGAUAUCGAGGCAGAGAUGCAAUUCCAUUCAGGCGCCCUAGAUGACAUACAUGAGAAGCUAUCUAAAGGGGAAACUAUUUGCGAUGCUAUACCCCGUUAUAAUACUGGCGUCUUGAAGCGUUCGCAAGAGUAUUCUGCGAAGACCACGCGUCAAAAAUAUGCUAAAAAUGAACGGUACAAAACUUUCAAGCAGGCCGUCUAUGAAGUGGACCAUCUCAAUGAACCUAUGCCACCUAUGACAGAGCUGAUAGCCAGAGAAAGCGGAGAUGAAAGUGACGAUGACGACGAUAUCGAAGUUGGAGGUGUUACACAAGACUACAAGUGUCCUAUUACUCUUCGCGUUAUCGAAGAGCCUUAUACAUCGAAGAUUUGUUCGCAUUCCUUUUCCAAGGCUGCCAUUCAAGAGAUGUUCAAGAAUGAACGGAGCGCGAAGAAGUGCCCUGCUUCUGGAUGUAGAGCCUCAUUCAGGCUCGUGGACUGUGUACCGAACAAAGACCUGGAAAGAAAGAUCAAGGCCUAUGAAAGGAGGAAGAAGCGAGCAGAAGAAGCGAUAGAGGUGGAUGAGGUGAUUGAGUGAGGUGCUGUACGAUUUGAUGAAGAAAAGAACAGGAGACAAUAGUAUUCUGACCUUGAUCCAUUUAGUUUAUAUUAUGUAUGCAAGUGCCAACCCCUUAUUGAAGUAGUGUA